AUGCAGGCAUCGGAGCGGCAUAGAAGUAUGAGUAUGUACUAUCAACCAAUUCAACAAAUUGAAUCCUAUUGUUUGCCGCAGUAUCGAAAUCUAAAUCAUCAGCUAUACAACAAUGAUGGAGUCAAUGGAACUCAAUUCUCGGCUCCAAAUUCUUCUGACUUUUACUGCACGUUGGAGUCUUCUUCUGCAGCUGGAAGUUUUGUGGUUUACAACUCUCCUUCAACUGUUAGUUUCUCGACCAACGAUAGUCCAAUGUCGCAGCAAGAUUGUCAGACGUAUCCACAAGAUCGUUAUCACUCCCCCGAUGAUACCUAUGACUCGCCGAUGAGUGGAUCGUGUGUAACCGAAGAUUUAAGUAGCUUCAAGCACAAGCUAAGAGAAUUGGAAAAUGUGAUGCUUGGUCCUGACUCUGAUAAUCUUGAUAGUUACGACAGCGCCAUCAGCAAUGGAACUGGUUUUGCUUCACUUGAAAUGGACAGUUGGAGACAAACAAUGAUAGCGAUUUCGAGUAAAAAUUUAAAGCACAUCCUUACUGCAUGUGCAAAAGCAAUUGCAGACAAUGAUUUGCUAAUGGCGCAAUGGUUGAUGGACGAAUUACGGCAGAUGGUUUCCGUUUCUGGCGAACCAAUUCAAAGGUUGGGAGCGUACAUGUUGGAAGGACUCAUUGCACGAUUGUCUGCGUCCGGGAGUUCAAUCUACAAAUCUUUACGAUGCAAAGAACCAGAAAGUACCGAACUUCUCUCUUACAUGAACAUACUUUAUGAGGUUUGCCCUUACUUCAAAUUUGGAUACAUGUCUGCAAAUGGAGCCAUUGCAGAAGCCAUGAAAAAUGAAGCCAGAGUUCAUAUAAUCGAUUUCCAAAUUGCUCAAGGAAGCCAAUGGAUUUCGUUGAUCCAAGCUUUUGCAGCUAGGCCCGGGGGGCCACCACACAUUCGCAUUACAGGUAUCGAUGAUUCAACAUCAGCUUAUGCCCGUGGAGGUGGACUACAUAUAGUUGAAAAAAGAUUAUCAAAGCUUGCUCAGCAUUUCAAGGUGCCAUUUCAGUUUCAUGCUGCAGCUAUCUCAGGUUGCGAUGUUCAACUGCAUAACCUCGGAGUUCGGCCGGGGGAAGCUCUUGCAGUAAAUUUUGCAUUCAUGCUACAUCACAUGCCAGACGAGAGUGUCAGCACUCAGAAUCACAGGGAUAGGCUUUUAAGGUUGGUUAAGAGCCUAUCACCGAAAGUCGUGACGCUUGUCGAACAAGAAUCUAACACAAACACUGCUGCAUUCUUUCCGCGUUUUCUCGAAACUAUGGACUAUUACACAGCAAUGUUCGAGUCAAUAGACGUGACUCUUCCUAGAGAACAUAAAGAGAGGAUCAAUGUUGAGCAGCAUUGUUUGGCAAGAGACUUAGUUAACAUCAUAGCUUGUGAAGGGGUCGAGAGAGUAGAACGACACGAGUUGCUUGGGAAAUGGAGGUCGAGAUUUGCAAUGGCUGGUUUCACUCCUUACCCUUUGAGUUCUUUGGUGAAUGGUACCAUAAAGAAAUUGCUUGAGAACUAUAGUGAUAGAUAUAGACUUGAAGAGAGAGAUGGAGCUUUAUACCUUGGUUGGAUGAAUAGAGAUUUGGUUGCUUCUUGUGCUUGGAAAUGA
Messenger RNA from Lathyrus sativus (Indian pea), 1632 nucleotides. NCBI's taxonomy places the organism in Eukaryota, Viridiplantae, Streptophyta, Magnoliopsida, Fabales, Fabaceae. The record is from the annotation of a GenBank genome assembly.